This is a messenger RNA of Plasmodium knowlesi strain H, 786 nucleotides long. Its product is annotated as Plasmodium exported protein, unknown function. NCBI's taxonomy places the organism in Eukaryota, Apicomplexa, Aconoidasida, Haemosporida, Plasmodiidae. The record is from RefSeq and is a predicted model, not a curated record. The transcript has 2 exons. Bases 1 to 786 code for a protein of 261 amino acids.
AUGGCAACUAUAAGGAAAUAUCUUAGUAAAGAAAAAAAAAAGAAAAUCCUCAUUCUAGGAAAUAUUUAUCUAGUUACCCUUCUGAUUUGGACAUUACAAUGUUUUAAUAAUAAUUGUUUUUUGAAUAAGUCUGGUAAAGAUAAUGGAAGCUACUACAAUGCAGAAGAGAGUACAUCCCUUAAUAGAAUCAGAAACAGAUGUUUAACAGAACGGGGAAGUUUUAUUGGCCCCGAAAUGGACGUACUAAAAGACACAAUUGUAAAUUACCUCUUGGGUAAUAACAAAAAUAACAAUAAUGAUAAUAGGGAGGAAAUGAAACCAGAGGUGGUGGAACCAAGAUACGAUCCUCCUCCAAGGAACUAUCGUGGCCACCCUUAUCACAAUGGUCAUGAUGACAUUAGAACACAUGAGAAUUAUGAUAUAAGAGAAGGACAUAUUCAUGGUAAUCAUAGUCGUCAAGGUCCAGAAGUAGUGUCAUAUUACAUACCAGAAGGGGCAUCGGAUAAAGACCGAAUGAUACAACCUAUUUAUUAUCCAAGGCAACGACAAUCACAGAGAAUUCCAUGUAAUGAUAAUAGAAGUACCUCCAUCAUAGGUUAUUUAAAGUACUUUCUACUGGAACAGCAGUUAUUCGGUUCGCCCGUUUUAAAUAAAAUGGCUCCAAUUUUUUUUUUAAUGUUUCUUUACUACGUAAUAUCAGCUAUUAUAAGCAAUUUCCGUCAUAUUAUAGCGCUAUAUUUCCUGGCCAAAAUAGUGAAAUUGCACUAUAACAGUAAUAAUAAUUAA